Molecule: messenger RNA, 288 nt
Organism: Strongyloides ratti
Lineage: Eukaryota; Metazoa; Nematoda; Chromadorea; Rhabditida; Strongyloididae
Product: Transthyretin-like family-containing protein
Exons: 2
Coding region: 1-288 (95 amino acids)
Cellular component (GO): cell surface
Source: RefSeq, a predicted model, not a curated record
AUGGAUGAAGAUAUUUUAUAUGAUUCAAUGAUAUCUGAAGGAGUAACAGAUAAUAAAGGAUACUUUAAUAUAUCUGGAGAACAUGUAGAAUAUUCAAGAAUUGAACCAUACAUAGAAAUUAAUUAUAAAUGUCCAAAAUAUGGAGAUGAAUUUAUUGAGGAAAGAAAAGUUUUAUUUGUUCCUUCUAGUGUUUUUAGAUAUUUAGGAUACACUAGAGAAUUUAAAUUUAAUUUCAAUGACAUUGAUCUUGUAAGAAUUAAAAAACGUACAAAUUGGUAUUUCUUUUAA